Molecule: messenger RNA, 342 nt
Organism: Pleurotus ostreatus (oyster mushroom)
Lineage: Eukaryota; Fungi; Basidiomycota; Agaricomycetes; Agaricales; Pleurotaceae
Exons: 1
Coding region: 1-342 (113 amino acids)
Source: RefSeq, a predicted model, not a curated record
AUGGCACGUCGGUUCAGCAUCUUGCUGCUGAAGGGUUCCAAUAUCCGAGGACCAGAGGGACAUGCGACGAAACUGUCGACUGGCUUCAGCAAUGAUAUUCUUGGACUCGAGUAUGAAAUGCGCAUGCAUCACUGCACAAUGUGGGUUCUACAUGUCCCGGCACUGGUUUCUCGAGCAGCACAGCGCACUGGCCUUUCUGGUGCUCAUUACGUGAAACUGUCGAUCGACUCGUGGUCGCCUCUUCACUUCCCAAUUUUGCUGUUCGACUACCAAGGAUCGAUGAUCCUGGACGUUCUAGGACAUCUGCGAUCUGUCAUCAAUUCUGAUUCCGUGAAGGCUUGA